This is a messenger RNA of Meira miltonrushii, 2202 nucleotides long. RefSeq names its product MFS general substrate transporter. NCBI's taxonomy places the organism in Eukaryota, Fungi, Basidiomycota, Exobasidiomycetes, Exobasidiales, Brachybasidiaceae. The record is from RefSeq and is a predicted model, not a curated record. The transcript is spliced from 2 exons. Bases 439 to 2202 code for a protein of 587 amino acids. Gene Ontology annotation, biological process: transmembrane transport. Gene Ontology annotation, molecular function: transmembrane transporter activity.
GCUAAAUCUAGGCGCCGCGCAUAUGAACGGUGUACAAAAAUCGGACGAAUUUCUCUCUUCCGUGCUAAAGUACCCGUUUUCCCUCUUCUUUGCCAAAAGUAGGUACGAAUACCUUUUCACACAGGUAACGGGUACCAUUCUACUCUCUGCCACCUAAUUCCCUCUCCCAAACUAAAGAAAAUUUUCAGCCUUUCUUUUUUUUCAUUGGCUGAUAUCAUCCCACUUUUUAUGCAGCCUUCUUAUAAGAGGCUCAUUCUAUCCAUCUCGCAUCUUUGUUCCUGACUUUAUCAUCACCAACUAUACCCCUAUAUCCUCUCCUCCCUUUAACACAAACUUCUCAUCGUCAUACAUACUUGUAUACGGUGACUUGUUCUUGUUAAUAGUAGAGGAAGAUACUCAAGCUUAACAACUUUCAAACACAAACACACUUCUUUCAUCAUGAGUUCGCAAGUGGUUCCCGUCCGUGAAAGCGACCCUCAGACAGGCGCAACAAACGCUGAUGCCCACGUCAACCGCCGUUCAUCAGAAGAAAAGAAGAACCCAUCAACAAACGGAACAGAGGCCGAAAAGAAAGAUGAUCCAUUAGAUCACCCAAAAGAUUUGGGCAAACGUCUUGAAGCUUCUGGUGUCUCAGAUGCAUACGAACGUAAAGUGUACAUCUUGAACCGAGUCAUGAACGAACAUAUCGGAAUGGGAAAAUUCCAAUGGGCUCUUUUCUUAUUGUCCGGUUUCGGUUGGUUCGUUGAUAAUCUAUGGCUUCAAGGUGUUGCAAUCAUCUUGCCUGCCGUUCAACGUGAAUUCGGUAAAACACAAAUUCAAUGGAUGACUUUUGCCCUUUAUAUCGGUUUGAUCAUCGGUGCUGCCGGUUGGGGUAUUUUGGCCGACAUUGUAGGUCGUCGUCUUGCUUUCAACGCUACUUUGGCUUUGUCCGGUAUCUUUGGUAUCGCUGCAGGUGGUGCACCCAGCUUUGUCGGCUUGGGUGGUUUGUUGGCCGCUUUGGGUGUCGGUUUGGGUGGUAAUUUGCCCGUCGAUGGAAUGUUGUUCUUGGAGUUCAUUCCAGGUGACAAGCAAUACCUUUUGACGUUAUUGUCCGUCUUUUGGUCUUUGGGUCAAUUAUUCGCAUCUUUGAUCGCUUGGGCCUUUAUCGCAAACUACACAUGUCAAGGAAGCAAUGUUGAAACAUCGGAGCAAUUCAGAGAAUACGGACGAUGCAAUGCUGCAGACAAUAUGGGAUGGCGUUAUACAUUCUACACUUUGGGAGCAGUUACGUUCGUCAUGUUCCUCUGUCGUUUCGCUGUUUUCCAAUUGCCUGAAUCACCUAAAUUCUUGGUCGCUCAAGGUCGUGAUGCAGAAGCCGUUCGCACCCUUCGUGAAAUCGCACGUCGUAACGGAAAGGAAUUAGGUGACGAGGUGAUCAGCGUGAGCAUCUUGCGCUCUGCUGCAGGCGAAGAAGUUGGUAUGGACGAGGAAGCCGAUCUUCCUGAAGACAAGCGUGGAUUCGUUGGUUUAGCUCACUCUUUGAUCGCUGUUCCAAGACAAUUGGGCAAAGCAGUCAAAAACUUCCGUAUCAGCAAUUUGAAGCCAGACGUGAAACACAUUACACCUUUGUUUGCCGGAAAAGGAAUGGCGUUGAACACAACUUUCAUUUUUAUGCUUUGGGCUUUCAUCGGUUUGGCAUACCCACUUUUCAAUGCCUUCUUGCCUCUUUACCUGCAAAACAAACAAUUGGACACAAGUGCUACUACGGUCAGUCAAACUUACUCUGAAUACGCUUAUAUUUCCAUUUGUGGUGUUCCAGGUUCGAUCAUUGCUGCAUGGAUGGUAGAUUUGCCCAGAUCAGGACGUCGUGGUGCUAUGGCAAUUGGUACUUUGUUAACUGGUGUUUUCGUUUUUGCCGGUACAGGUGCACCAAAUCGUGCCGCUUUCCUUGCUUUCAAUUGUUUAGAAGCAUGUUUCCAAAAUAUCAUGUACGGUGUUUUGUACGCAUACACACCUGAAGUUUUCCCUGCUCCUCAUCGUGGAACGGGUGAUGGAAUUGCUUCUUCACUAAACAGAUUGUUCGGUCUUUUCUCUCCUAUUAUCGCCAUUUACGGAGCAACCGUUCCAAACGCACCCGUUUAUACCUCUGGAGCUUUGUUCUUGUUCUGUGCCGUUUUGAUGUGCUUCUUGCGCGUUGAUUCACAGGGAAAGACUGCUCUUUGA